Molecule: messenger RNA, 498 nt
Organism: Rotaria socialis
Lineage: Eukaryota; Metazoa; Rotifera; Eurotatoria; Philodinida; Philodinidae
Source: the annotation of a GenBank genome assembly
AUGAUGAUGACUAUGGAUCAACCAUCAGGUUAUGAAAAUGCUUUUAUGAAUUAUCAUAAUCAAAAUAAUUCCUUUAAUCAAUCAAUAUUAUCGUUCGCUGAUCCCGACGUUGAUUGGAGCGUACUUGAAAAUGCUGAUCGUUAUUUAUUACGCGAUGAUAGUGCAUGGAUAACUCGUUUAAGUAAAGACUUUUGGUGGAAUCUCGAACGCAUAUCUGAAAUGGCAAUGACAGACGUUAGCCCGACGCAACAAAUGAAUACAACAAAACAAAAACCUCAACAAAAUCUGUCAUCAUCUAUACAAUCAAAUGGUAUUUCAACACGUAAAAUUGUUGGCCAACGUACAACAAUUGCCCGGCCAAAUCGAAACAACAUUCCAAUGACACAAAAUUCUUCAUCAAUAUAUGAUCAAGAUAUUGACUAUAAUCCAUUUCAAUCAAAAGUAUCAUUUGAUAAUAAUAUAUGGGCAAAUUAUACGCAGCAGGCAAUCCCAUGGUAA